Messenger RNA from Drosophila sulfurigaster albostrigata, 848 nucleotides. RefSeq lists its product as uncharacterized. Gene Ontology annotation, molecular function: zinc ion binding; nucleic acid binding. The transcript has a single exon. Bases 158 to 580 code for a protein of 140 amino acids. The record is from RefSeq and is a predicted model, not a curated record. NCBI's taxonomy places the organism in Eukaryota, Metazoa, Arthropoda, Insecta, Diptera, Drosophilidae.
CGAAGGCAGUGCGCCUGUGAUUGCGUUAAGCAAAGCAUUAGAAGGCAGUGCAUCGCAAUGGCUGUCCCAAAUAUGCUUCGCUGGCAUCACAUGGCCGCAGCUUAAGGAAAUCUUCAUCCAACGUUUCGUGAGCAUUGAGACAACUUCUGCCAUACUGAUGAACAUUUUGAACGGACGUCCCAAAACUGGAGAGAGUUUCGCUGAGUACGGCAGUCGCAUUGUCACCCUAUUGCUCUCUAAGUGGAAGGCAAAGAAUUUGGAGGAGAUUGCGGUAUCAGUAGCGUUAGCUCACAUGGCUCAAAUUGAUAAUAAAUUGUUGCGUUGGCUGUUUACAACGAAUGUGACGACUCCUAAUGAGCUGCAGCAGCAGCUACAGGCUUACGCUUUCAAGAAGAGUAACAACGAGGACGUCGGAUAUUCGACGGGUCCGGAUAAAAAGAAAACAAGAAUACAGUCGCAGGUGAAGUGCCAUUUUUGUGGAAAAGCUGGCCACAAAUAUGCAGAAUGCCGCUCUCGAAUGGAGAAAGCAUCAGCCCCAACAGAGCAGCACGGCCGGAGUGAAGGAUCGAUCAAAAAUUAAAUGUUUUAAGUGCGGUGAAAACGGACAUGUGGCUUCUGUAUGCCCCAAAAAUCGUACUGGUGGAAACAGCAAGAGCUACGAGAAGCGAGUUGACGUUUGUACAGUAGCUCCACCAAGUGGAACAAUUACCUUAUCCAAUGAGUCUAUUCCAUAUUGUAUUGAUUCUGGAGCCGAAUGUUCACUGGUCAAGGACAGUGUAGCGGAUAAAUUCACCGGAAAACGAUUUCACAAUAUUGUAACUUUAAAUGGCAUAAGUAACGAUUCAAUU